Molecule: messenger RNA, 669 nt
Organism: Cryphonectria parasitica EP155
Lineage: Eukaryota; Fungi; Ascomycota; Sordariomycetes; Diaporthales; Cryphonectriaceae
Exons: 3
Coding region: 1-669 (222 amino acids)
Source: RefSeq, a predicted model, not a curated record
AUGGUCCAACAUGAGCUCGGGCUCGGCAAGACGCCCAACGUCAUCCCUCCAGGGGAGGUCAAAAUCGACGGCGAGCCCCGCACCGUCGAGAUCGGCUGGCAUCCCGUCGCAGGACCUGCCGGGAAGUGGUUUGCCGAACAGACCAGGCUGGGCAAGUUGAUCACCGAGGAGAUUCACAAGUCACCGGACCCGACCCAGCACUGGGCUGUGCUUGUUGGUGAUUACGUUCAUGAGUUGUGGAUGGACGAGCAUCUCGAUGUGGUGUAUAUCAACGAGAAAAUCAACCGGGACGAGUGGCAUACGUAUGAAGUGGGCAAGACGAGGUUCAACGACGAGGCUCUCAGACAGGCUGGCGAGAUGGUUAUCUUCAAUAUGAGGGAGAAGCGACCCGCCUACAAUCUCAUCAACAACAACUGCCAGAAUUUCGCCCUCAACCUUCUCGACAAGAUCCGCAUCGGGCAGCACCGAGAAUUUGCCACGAGCUUCGCUGUGUAUCAGCGAGCCAUUGGCGCAGGCACCAUCAAGGACCUGUUCAUUGAACAGCAUCCUGACGAGCAAGGGGGCGAGACAAGACCCGAACUUCAGCACCAUGAUACCCUCCAGGUCGCACACCAGGUCAUGGAUGAGAACACUACCAAACUUGACAACCAUCACUCGUUCUUCCAGUGA